Molecule: messenger RNA, 1227 nt
Organism: Cololabis saira (Pacific saury)
Lineage: Eukaryota; Metazoa; Chordata; Actinopteri; Beloniformes; Belonidae
Gene: gemin7
Product: gem (nuclear organelle) associated protein 7
Exons: 2
Coding region: 150-536 (128 amino acids)
Biological process (GO): spliceosomal snRNP assembly
Cellular component (GO): SMN-Sm protein complex
Source: RefSeq, a predicted model, not a curated record
GGUAUGCACCUUAAAGUUGUUUGCGAUCCGCCAAUAAAACAGAGAAGAAGCAGCAGAUGUGAAUGCUGCUGACAGCACCGCUACCUGCUGCUACUGCUAACAAGAGCAACGUUUGAGACAAACAUUACUGCAAUACUUUCAGACUCUACAUGGCAACGCCGGUGUCCGUAAUCCGUCUGCCCAAAGGAGCCGAUCCCAACAGCCGUGGAUUUGACCCCACGUCUCCCCGUUACAUCGCUCUAUGUCGUACCUCUCUUACCUCGUCGUAUGUAUGUGAUGCAGAUGACGAGCAGCUGCAGAAAGAGCAGCAUGCUCGAUCUGUGCUGAGAGAGCGUUUCCUUCGGUGUCUGCUCGCUGUGAGCAGCAAGAAGGUUCAGUUUAACAUGCAUGAAAAAGUGAAGGUGGAGGCCACAUUUAGGGCAUCGGACAUUGAUGUGUUGAACUUUCAGGUGUCAGACCUCCACACACCCAUUGGGGUGCAAAAAGAAGCAAUAAUCAGAUCCCAGGAUGUAAUUUCAUUCACUUUUGACAUGUGAAUUCUUUAGAUGUUUGAACAGACAAUUGUGAUCAGAGGUACUCAGGAGUCUUAAUGUGUGCUGUUGCAAUCUGUCUCUCUUUAAGUUGUAAGAUGUUUUUGUUUUUUUUUGUGCCUUUUGUGUGCUUUUCAGAAAGAUGUGAUUGUACAUAGCUUUUGUAAUACCUGUCUUUCUAGUUAAGCAUCAUACAGCCAUAUAUAUGCACUAAAAGGUCCAAUUUUGAUAGGUAGUUCCAUAAUCUCACCACUAGAGGGAGGCACUUGCCUGUUUUUCUUCCAGAAAAAUGUUAGAAUCUGAUGUUCUCGUUAAUAUUUGCUCGAGGAGUUGAGUGAUGUUUAAAGAUCUUUGUUUAAUCUUGACCGGAUAUUAAUGUUGUCAUGUUAAUUUCCUGAUUACUGCUUUUUUUUUUUUUGGCGUUCACUCAUUCACGAGUACAUCUUGGAACUAGCAUUGAGUAUGUGGUGCCAGCUACUGCUUAUGUGUUUCAACCAUAAGAGUCUGCUAAGAAGUUUAGGAAAUGUAUCAUUUAGCUUUCAUCUUACUUGCAUCAAAGUUGUAACUAUGUGUUGGUUUUUGUUGUUGUGCUGAUGCUCAAUUGUGGAGAAUUUGAUGAGCUGUGUGUUAAGUACACUUAUUUUGCAUUUAAAUAAAAACACUGUACACUGAAAAAAAAAAAUUGUUACAGCAGUUC